Molecule: messenger RNA, 1755 nt
Organism: Hordeum vulgare subsp. vulgare (domesticated barley)
Lineage: Eukaryota; Viridiplantae; Streptophyta; Magnoliopsida; Poales; Poaceae
Product: cytochrome P450 703A2
Exons: 2
Coding region: 16-1608 (530 amino acids)
Molecular function (GO): monooxygenase activity; oxidoreductase activity, acting on paired donors, with incorporation or reduction of molecular oxygen; iron ion binding
Source: RefSeq, a predicted model, not a curated record
AUUUGCUUGUGAUCAAUGGAUCUGUUCCUUUUUUCCAUCAUCUUAUGCUCAUGCAUCUUUGCUGCAGUGUCUUGGAGAAAACUCAGUAGGCUGAGGCUAAGGCUUCCACCUGGACCUCCAAGAUGGCCAAUCUUUGGGAACCUUCUCCAGUUGAGCCCUCUUCCCCACAAGGACUUCGCUCGAUUUUGUACCAAGUAUGGCCCCCUUGUCUAUCUUCGUCUUGGAACCAUUGAUGCCAUCACCACUGAUGACCCUGAAGUCAUCCGUGAAAUUCUUGUCCGGCAAGACGAGGUCUUCGCUUCACGGCCUCGGACAUUGGCUGCUGUCCACCUUGCCUAUGGCUGUGGCGAUGUGGCUCUUGCUCCACUGGGGCCAAACUGGAAGAGGAUGAGGAGGGUUUGCAUGGAGCACCUGCUUACCACCAAGCGGCUCGAAUCUUUCGCUGCUCACCGAGCUCAGGAAGCUGAGCACCUCUGUGAGUUUGUAUGGGCUAAAUCCCAGUCAGGGAAGCCUGUGAAUCUCAGAGAGGUUCUUGGGGCAUUUUCAAUGAACAAUGUCACAAGAAUGUUACUCGGGAAGCAGUACUUUGGGCUGCAGUCAGCAGGCCCUGGUGAAGCGAUGGAGUUCAUGCACAUCACCCAUGAGCUGUUCUUUCUGCUGGGCCUGAUCUAUCUUGGGGAUUACUUGCCUGCCUGGAGGUGGGUUGAUCCAUAUGGGUGCGAGAAGAAGAUGAGAGAGGUUGAGAAGAAGGUGGAUGAUUUUCACCAGAAGAUAAUUGAUGAGCACAGGAAGGCAAGGGAUGCCAGGAAGAGUGCUGCAUCCCUUGAUGAUGGUGAUGAUAGCAAAGAAGACAUGGACUUUGUUGAUGUGCUGCUUUCCUUGCCUGGUGAGAAUGGGAAUGAGCACAUGGAUGAUGUGGAGAUCAAAGCCUUAAUGCAGGACAUGAUCGCUGCUGCCACUGAUACUUCAUCGGUGACCAACGAGUGGGUGAUGGCCGAGGUGAUCAAGAACCCCUGCGUCCUCCGCAAGAUCCAGGAGGAGCUGGACGCCGUCGUGGGCCGCAGCCGCAUGGUGGUGGAGUCGGACCUCCCCCACCUGACGUACCUCCGCUGCGUGGUCCGGGAGUCCUUCCGGAUGCACCCGGCCGGGCCGUUCCUGAUCCCGCACGAGUCACUCAAGGCGACGACGAUCAUGGGCUACGACAUCCCGGCGCAGACGAGGAUCUUCAUCAACACCCACGCGCUGGGCCGGAACCCGCGCAUCUGGGACGACGUCGGCGAGUUCCACCCCGAGAGGCACCUCCCGGCCGAUGGCGGCCGCGUGGAGAUCAGCCACCUGCCGGACUUCAAGAUCCUGCCUUUCAGCGCCGGGAAGCGCAAGUGCCCCGGGGCGCCGCUGGGCGUCAUCCUGGUGCUCAUGGCGCUCGCCAGGCUCUUCCACUGCUUCGACUGGUCCCCGCCCGACGGCCUCCGCCCCGAGGACAUCGACACCGACGAGGUGUAUGGGAUGACCAUGCCCAAGGCCAAGCCGCUCAUCGCCGCUGCUCAGCCGCGCCUGCCGCCGCAGAUGUACGGCUCCUGUCCUAGCCAUGGCAUGCAGAUGCAGUAAGGUCGAGCAAACACAUGCAUGGAUGUUUACCACAAGAAUGCUGAAAGAAUACAUACAUACAUACAUUGAUACAUAUAUGUAAUCUGAGGUAUAUCAACGCAAAACACAAUGAAUUGAAUCAUUUUCAUAUCAUUAACUGUUUCUCUC